Molecule: messenger RNA, 948 nt
Organism: Fusarium musae
Lineage: Eukaryota; Fungi; Ascomycota; Sordariomycetes; Hypocreales; Nectriaceae
Exons: 1
Coding region: 1-948 (315 amino acids)
Source: RefSeq, a predicted model, not a curated record
AUGAGGCCUCAGGAAUUUAUCCCCAUAGUCGGAGACCAACUUCUGUCCAUUCUGGUGGCUAUUCUUCCGAACCUGAGUCACAUCAGUAUCGAGGAAGAUCGUCGGUGGGAGUUCGAUGUGUCGCCUGCUACUCUGGACAAUCUGGGCGUCAGGUCUGUUCCUCUCAAGACUCUAGAGACCGAACAUGCUCUACCCCACUUGCUUGCUCGGGCCCCAGGGCUCGAGACGUUGGUGACUGCUGCGUCAUCCGAGUUCCCGAAUAUGCCUUGCCUGAGGAACCUUCACAUUCGAUCCAAGAACGCCAUUCGUACCUCUGCCAUAGAGCACCUUCUAUCAGCUUGUACCGGUACUCUAUCCACGUUCUCCUACACUUCAUUCGACUCCGACAUAGUGGGCGUUGUAAACCUCCUCGACAAACCAAGGUUCCACGCCAGCCUCGAGACUCUGCACCUUAACAUGCUUAAGACCGAUAGCAAGGGGGAUCAUAAAAUGCCCAGCUUGAAACAAUUCACCCAACUCAAGAGACUCUUCCUCCACACAUAUUUCCUUUACGGCUCUAGAUCCCCCACAUGUUGCCGGACAGAAUGCAAAGUCAAGUCUCUUUUUGACAUUCUUCCAUCUAGCAUAAUCUCUCUUGAUCUCUCGGAACGGACGCCGACGCCAGAUGGCCGUAUGUACGAUGAUCUGCUCAUCUUAUCCAAGGAUGCGGCUUUCGCCUUCCCGCAGCUCAAGGAAAUUCGAAGCAAUGCUGAUCAUGUCUGCGAUGAAUAUCCUCAGGCCUUGUUUAAGAGCGUUGGGGUCGACCUCAUAUAUCAGGAUCUGACUACAUGUUGCUGGAUAGACACAGUUGUUAGGAUCAUAGGCUCAGGCGAUUGUUAUCAUUAUGAUCUUGGAUAUGGCGGUGGCGCUAUGCCUUUGCCUAGUGAGCUCUCAGAUGAUGAUUUAUAA